CUGUAAUCUGAUAUGUCAUUAUGCAAAUGACAUAGGUCAGCUGAUUCAUCUUGCACAAGAGGCGGUUGACCGAAGAUCCCACCUCUUUUCAUCAACAUGAGUUAUGUCCACAAACCCCACACUAAACCUCUCGAACACCGUACACCAUUCCAGCUACUCGACGCUCACGCCAACGCCCAUCCUAAAAAGGAAGCCUUCGUGUUCCGCGAUGAAACUAAGAACAGAACAUCGUUAACAUUCCAAGAGUAUGAAUCUAAUUCCAGACUUCUCGCUGCUGCAUUACUUGAGAUAGGACUGGUACGUGGUGAUAGAGUGCUGUUAAUGUUGCCAUCGUGUAUUGAGUUUGUAAUAGUGCACAUGGCAUUAAACAGAAUUGGCGCCAAUGUUUUAAUAGUUGAAGAAGAUGCUUAUCCCGCUGUCCUUGGUGUUGUAGACCUGGCCUGUGUGAUUGCACGCAAUGAGAUUGAAUGUCCAUCUGCUAACCAUGAUCAAGUUCUAGAAAAUAUCCAAAAAAUUGCUUCAGAAAGUCUAAAAGCAGUUUUAAUUGUAAGUCCAAGCGCUGGUCCACUCCAAGAUUUCGAGAAUGUGUUCAUCUACAAAGAGCUUUUUCAAAUGGCCGAGGCAAUGGUUAAUUGGAACGAGGCUGUCAGACGCGCAGAAGCAGCCGUUCAGAUGGACGACCCAUCAUUUGUGGUGUUUACGUCUGGUUCUACGUCUAUUCCUAAACCCAUUCAGUACACAAACCAUGGUUUUGUGAAUGGUGUGCUCGCAGACGCUUCGCUGAUGCUGAUGGAUGAAAACUCCAUCUAUUUCUCUGAUGCGCCUUUUGACUGGGUUUCAGGUUUGUGUUUUAGUAUUGGAGUUGUCAUAACGAUGGGAUCAACCCUCGUAGUAUUUCCUCCCAAACUAACCUUUGAAGGGCGACUUGUGCCAACUGUUAUGAAGAUAAUCGAAGAAGAAGAAUGCACGCAUGCAAUGAUCUUGGCCUACUUCUUCCAUGAUAUUACAAUGUGCAACGAGAUUCUGGACAUGAACCUGAGUAAGUUGAAAGUUGCUAUUACCGGAGGACAAGCUGCUACGUUAUCUUUAAUGAGGACAGUUUUCGACAGGAUCCCUCAUCUCAUCAUUAAUAACAUCUAUGGAGGUACAGAGAUGAAUAUGAUCGCUAAUAAGCUCAUUACAAGAGAAAAUCUCGAUACAAUGGACCCUGGACUGAUGGAAAUUGUUGAGGGUUGCGAAGUGAAGAUCGUUGAGGAAAAUAGAAAUCUUGCACCUUUAAUGACAAAAGGUGAACUCUGUGUGCGCGCAUCUUGGGUGUCGUUUCCCAUGUGGGAUUUAUUAUUGUCACCUGAAGGGAAACCUACCAACACCCAAACCGAUGCUGCUAAGAACGGAUGGCACUACACUAACGAUGGCGCUUCUUUAGAUGAGAAUGGAAAGUUGAGACUUCAAGGCAGGAUGGAUGAUAUGAUUAAAUGUGCGACUGAAUCGAUUCCACCUUACGAGAUUGAAAGCCUUCUACUUGAUCACCCUUGCGUCCAUAAAGUUUGUGUUGUUGGCAUCCCUGAUGAGCGGUUGUACGAAAAAAUGUGCGCAUGCGUGAUCUUGAAAGAUGGUAGCGACGAAAACGACCAUCUUACUAUGAAGGACGAACUCGACAAAUAUUGCAGUGAGAACUGUUGGCUUUCCACCGUAGGUUUGUUCUGGAAACCACACUACUAUAUCUUUGUGAAGGAAUUUCCAAUGACAAGGACUGGCAAGUUGAGUCGAAAGCUUACUAAAGAAAUGGCCAUCAAGAAUUUUGAACUGUAGUGAACUACGGAGAAAACCCGAUUAGAGUUUUUACUACCUUGAUGAAUUUAAAUACAAAAGAACAUAUUAAGUAAAUCUUCAUGUAAAUGAUUUUUUUAUUUGCUUUUACAUCAAUUUCAUGAUAAAAUAUAAUUUGUGUAAGUAUAAUAUUAGACCAAGAUAGAAAGGAAAUACGAAAAUAAAAGAACACGACAGUACUUGGACUCGAACCCCCAUUACGAAAAUAUCGAAAAAGAUUGGAACGAUAUUCCCCCAAGACAUUCUUGAAGCAGAGGAGUCAAACUGAUUUACAUUACCUCAAAAAUUGUAAAUUUUACCAUAAAAUAACGAUACAGACAAAAAAAGGUGAGAUUUGGAGUCAAAUUAUUCAAAGACGAGAAAGACACUAUAGGAAAUGACGUCAUCACAAUUAUGACGUCACAACUGUUAACAUGAAUACAAAUCGAACCACAACAUCACAGAAGAGCAGUAAACGCCUAAAUAUGAUAUUUAACUGGUUAUCUAGAUAUAUAUAAUUGAUAAAAAUUACCUGAUAUCUAUGACGU
Molecule: messenger RNA, 2357 nt
Organism: Exaiptasia diaphana
Lineage: Eukaryota; Metazoa; Cnidaria; Anthozoa; Actiniaria; Aiptasiidae
Product: acetyl-coenzyme A synthetase
Exons: 3
Coding region: 97-1812 (571 amino acids)
Source: RefSeq, a predicted model, not a curated record